Molecule: messenger RNA, 1740 nt
Organism: Adineta ricciae
Lineage: Eukaryota; Metazoa; Rotifera; Eurotatoria; Adinetida; Adinetidae
Source: the annotation of a GenBank genome assembly
AUGUCGAACGGGACCCAGUCGAAUCCUGUCUACUAUGCGCUAUCGUCGGUUUCAUCAGGGCGAAAGCCAUCGUCGCGAACAGUUGUCUUACAGAAAGGUCCUAACCAUGAAGGUUUUGGAUUGUUUCUUGGCGAAGACGUCCCUAAAGGUCUGUAUGUGGUGACGGUUGAACGUAAUUCACCUGCAUCCGAAGCGAAUAUUCAACCUGGUGAUCGUAUUUUAUCUGUUAAUGGACAAUUGAUAUCAGCCAUCCCCAGAGAUCCGAAAGAAUUUGUUGUUCAAGCGGCAACAAAUGCUAAUACAUUAACAGUGACUAUUCAAUCAGCAGGUAUGUUCGAUACAUUUGAUUUACCAUUAGCAAACGAUUUGAACGACAAAACUUCCGUUAAUGCGAAUAAUCACCAUAUCGAACCACAACGAAAUUCAACUAUGCAAUCAGCGCAUAGUAGUCUGGAUCUUGAAAAUUAUCUGAAAUCACUUUUUGCCGACGAAGACGUGCAAAUUGUGCCAUCCAAAACAACAAACAAUGGUCAUGAAUUCAUUAUUACGUCACGCGCAACCUCUCGAUCGAAUCUAGCGGCUAAUACAUUUCCUUCCCGUUAUUCUCUUGGCAAUGAUCAUAAAAAAGAACGUUCACGACGUAAACCUCGUCCUCAUCGCCCAAAAGAACCCACACUUGUGGACAAAGAAACACAGACAUCGGCAAACGAAGAUGACGAGGAAGUAACUUACCAGGAUCAAUCACAAGCGUCUUUAGCGCCGAAGUCAUAUCCAUCGAUGGGAACGUCUCACCUUCUAUUGCGUACACAAAUAUCGCCUUCAGCAAACGAAUCAAUUGAUUCAAAACCUAUUCCAACGAACAGAAAUUCAGGAGACAUCAAUGAAUCAUCUUCACCAUUGUUCAAUAAUACAACCGAUAAAUCAACAGAACAAUCUCUUCCAACUAAACAGCACAUGGCUGAUGUUGUUACACUUGUUUUAAAUGAAAAACGAAAUCAAGAUUCAUCUACUGCUCGCGAUAUGGCUGGUGCCAAUGCCACAAAUUCUCGUGACCAGGCUGGUACUACGAGUUCUCGUAAUCCACCUACCACAAAUUCUCGUGACCAGGCUGGUACUACAAGUUCUCGUAAUCCACCCGCCACUAGUACCACAAAUUCUCGUGACCAGGCUGGUACUACGAGUUCUCGUAAUCCACCUGCUGAAAAUAAACAAGACUCAAAUCCACCUCCGCCAUACACACCAACGGCCUCUAAAAACAAUGAAAGUGCGAAUCAGGGUGCCUACAACGUUCCUGAUGCUGAACGAAAGCAAGAAACUGCGGCCGCUCUUAAUGCAAAACCAAGUAUUCGUAUAGAAGGUAUUCGCGAAGUAGCUUUACAACGUAAGCCAGAUUUUCAAGGCUUUGGAUUUCAUCUACAAUACAACAAGCUUUAUUACCUUGUUCAUCGCGUAGAAGAGAACAGUCCAGCUGAUACAGCUGGUCUUCAAACAAACGAUGUUAUUCUCAAAAUUAAUCAACAAACAACAGAUGGAAUGGCUCAUAGCACAUUUGUGCAAAUUGUCAGCGCGAGUAGUGAUGUCACACUCUCCGUUCAACAUCUUGAUGAAUAUUUACAAGGGCACCCUGUACCACCUCGUAAUCCACAUGUGGCAUCAGCUGUGUCUGCAGCGAUUACAGAGGACACUGACAAACGUAAAAACGGUAUUUCUAAAGCAUUGAGCAAGAUAGGCACCCGUUAA